This is a messenger RNA of Exophiala mesophila, 2793 nucleotides long. RefSeq lists its product as uncharacterized. The record is from RefSeq and is a predicted model, not a curated record. The coding region runs from base 1 to 2700 and encodes 899 amino acids. The transcript has a single exon. Gene Ontology annotation, molecular function: protein binding. Lineage: Eukaryota; Fungi; Ascomycota; Eurotiomycetes; Chaetothyriales; Herpotrichiellaceae.
AUGGCCAUCCAUCGUCAUGAUGAGGGAUCGCGCAACGCGUGGGAACAUGGUGUUUUUGCCCAGUUCCACCUUGUGCCCGGCCACAUUAUCAUUUCUGAACUUGGAUUUUCCUGGCCAAGUUCCCGUUUCUCACGUCCAUGGAAAGGUCCCCAAGAGAUUGGCAAAGACAAUUUUAUCAGACUCGUCCACGAUGUGGUCCAAGAGAUGGAGGAUGUUGUUGAAAAAACACAGGAAUUUGCCCAGCGAGGACUAGUCCAUGCCUAUGGCUACCCUAUUGACCUCAAAGCUGCAUUUCUUCGCCGGACACCAACAAUCAGCUUCAGUCUACAGGAACUUCUACGAGCCAUAACAAACGGCGAAUAUCAAAGACAGACGGAUCUCUGCAAUACUUCUGAGGAUCUGAGCCGUCGAGCCCGACUAGCUGCCCGGUUUUUCGAUGACUCAAUCUGCAGUUAUUUAGGCUCAACACCCGGCUUAGUCUUCGGCGUGCUUACCGGCCUGCUGAACCACUCUUGUGCUCCGAACGCGAUGCUGGAAGUAUCCGACUGCAAAGGAAGCGGGAGUGCCAACGUGAAACUCACAAUCAGAGCGGUCCGCGAGAUCCCAGCCGGCGAAGAAAUUACAAUCCUGUAUUCCGAUGGCUUCGAAGGCAGUACUACCGGUCACCGCCUGUAUUUGAAAGAGAUUCUUGGCUUUGACUGCUGUUGCGCAUUUUGCUCCAUGACCAGCAAAGACCCUACUUGGCGAAGUCUGAGAAGCUUAUGCCAUGAGAUGGUCGUCGAAUUUACCAUGCGAGAGAUGAAGCCACCACAAUUGUAUCGGCUUGCUGGUUUGAUCUUUGAUUCGUUCUCUCUGAUCGGAUGGUACCACCCUAUCUUGGCACAUAUUUUAGACAUAUGCUGUGGGACAGCUCUCAAAGAAGUCGACUUUUUCCGUGCGAAAUAUUUUCAAGGCGUUCGCAUGACGCUUUGUACUUACUUCUGGAGCUCUGACAGUCGACUUACGAUUGAUGCUCGAAGAAAGCUUGGAGAAAUCGCAUGUCCCGAAGCAAAUGUCGUCAUGGAUUCUAUUAAGUGGGAGCCUUUUGACGAAACCAGUGAACGCGUGUGGGAGAUGGUAUGCAUGAUGCAUCGAACCGAUCAAGAAUACUUCUAUUUGCGAAUUGAGCAUGGAAAGGUCCACGAGUUUCCUGAGAAGGAAGCUCGACUUCGGCAACAAAAAUUCAGGAGUCAUGAGACUGAUGAAGGUGCACAGCUGCUCAUGACCCUCGAUGGAACACCUCCGAACUCGAAGGACCAGCAGAGUUCAGCACGAGAGCUAUCCAUAUCGCCCUCACCACCUCAGGAGAGUAAGAGCACAAAGAAAAAGAAGAAGAAAAACGCCGUAGCAAAAGCCCAAAAAGUUCCACAACGGAUUUUUGGCGAUGCCGAAGAAGUCCUAUUGAAUCAUGAUGAUUCCGGAGAUGAAGAUGACCAAGUUGAUCAGGGCUCAACGCUGGAGAACGAACAGGCCAAUCCAUUAUUGGCAACUCCAGACCAAAAGGACGGGGCGGCUGGGUUCGCAAGUCAGGAUGAGCACACUCACGGCCAACGACAGCCUCUAACAGAAGACCUCGAUGUGUUCCCACCCAAGUCCGCACCAGUUCAAUUGAAGGACUCCGAGCCGACGUCACAUCCCUUACAAUCGUCAGCUACUGACCGGGAGAGAGAUAGAAGAAAUGAGGCCAACGCCAAGUCAACCAGCCGAGCACCGAAGAAGGCAGUCAAAUUUGGUAAGGGCUCGGCGGACGACAGAGCUGAUCCUGAGAAUGGAGUGGGGCAGGUCUCGAACAUCAAGGGUGAUGCUGAAGAUGGGUUCCAUGUCCAAAAGCCGAAAAUCAAACGUUCCCCAUGGGCACGAAACAAUGGCAACGAACGUAAUGGUAGUUCCCCCGACAAGACAGGUCGACGCUCUAUGACACGUUAUCAACAACAUAAGGCAGAAGGUGGAACAACCUCAAAGACGCAAAUGCCUGUGGAUAGGGCACCCAAAUCGGUCGGGAACGGUCAAUUCCAGAAAACAAGUACUGCUUCUGAUGCGUCCGUGAGCUCUCCAGCCACUCUUACGCAAGUUCAACCUACAGGAUUUGGCAGAGAGUCAGUUCCGAGUGACCACACUUCCUCAGCUCUGGAUCGAGCGGCGCCGGACAACAACUCUAUUGAAUCUCCUAGGACGAGAGUCCCAUUGGAGGACGACAUCUCUGACAGCAUGCAGCCAGUGAUUAGGGUUAAGUUCCCGACAGAGCGUGGCCCUUCGAACGAUCUUGCAUGUGAUUCUCGAGAUUCAUCUUCACAGUCUGUCCCGGAUGGAGAUCUGACAAGAUCAUCUCAAGAAUCAAAAGAUCUGGCAAUCGCUCGAGCAUAUUUCCGGCCAUAUCUGUGUCCGUUUGGAGACCCAGAAGGUAUGUCGAAGCAGGUGUGGCUUUCAAGCCAGACAAGCAAGACUCACUUUAGGAUUCUCCGGAGAGACAUUGCGCAUCUGAUCGCAGCAAAGGACGGAACGGGAUCGAAAGAUUCGGGGUUUGUACUCUCAUCACGUCGAGACUCGAUGACGGGACGGGUUGAGGGUCGCAAGAUGUUUAUGGAACAAAGGCUAAGACGACACUCAUUCAACAAUGACGGAGGAUCGGGGGAUCGGUUGAAAGAGGCCGAGACUUGGUGAAUGAGGAUGGGUUGGGAGGUUGUUUGCCGCAGUGAAAUUGGACAUGUAAAGUAAUUAGCUGAAUAGAUGCAAUGGAAGACGGCUUGAUCAUCG